AUGCUCGCGCCCAAACCGAGCGGCCUCGGCCUCCGUAGGGUGCGGAAGCGGCUCUAUUAUGGCUUGGACAAGGAUUGCAGCCUGGAUAAUCUCUCCAGCCCCGUGGCAGAUAUUGCUGUGGAGUUGUUGCAGAAAGUGGCUCCCAGCCCUAUCCGCAGACUCCAGAAGAAAUAUGUGUCUCAUGUAUCUCGGGAAGCUUGCAUCUCGCCCUGCUCCAUGAUGCUGGCACUGGUAUACAUUGAGAGACUCCGGCACCGGAACCCUGAAUACCUCCAGCAGAUCUCAUCUUCAGACCUCUUCCUGAUCUCCAUGAUGGUUGCUAGUAAGUACCUGUAUGAUGAGGGUGAGGAGGAGGAGGUGUUCAACGACGAGUGGGGAGCGGCAGGGAAGGUGGACGUCCAGACCAUGAACACACUGGAGAUGAACUUCCUGAGCGCCAUUGACUGGAGUCUCUACACAGACCCCCGAGAGCUGUUUGAAGUGCUGAGCUGGCUGGAAGGACGUGUGGCAGAAAAGCAGGGCAUGUGGCGUGGCUGGUUCACCUACACGGAUCUGUGUGUCCUCAUGGAGCAGUCCAUGUGGCAGCACGUGCUGGGCCAGUUCUACCAGCAAGUGGUGAAGACCGCGCUCUACCUGUGGGGCAGCGUGAUGACGGCUCUCUCCUACCCGAAGGCGCCUGAUCUGGCCCAACGGAGGAGCCCCCUGCAAGGCCCCUUCCAGAGAAUACCCACUGCCUGCGAGAGAUCUAACCGUACUGCCCCUGCCGCACCCCCCAGCCAGCCUGGCCUCUUCGGACUCGCCGUGCUCCCGGUUCCUCCGGCACUCCACUGCCAUGCCUGCUUAGCUGGUGUGGGCCCCCCAUGGGGUGCAGCCCCCAACCGCAAGGACUGGCUGGACCCCCUGGGGCUGAGGCAGUGCUCCUUGCACACUGCCAUGGAUCUCAGUAGAAUCAAGAGCUUCAUUUUUCCCAGCUAGGAGCAAGGGGCAACAGCCCCUUUUCCCCUUCUCUCCUGGUGUGGCACGGCUCACUUCCUUGCACUUCUGGGACCCC
Opisthocomus hoazin is the source of this 1051-nucleotide messenger RNA. Lineage: Eukaryota; Metazoa; Chordata; Aves; Opisthocomiformes; Opisthocomidae. The record is from RefSeq and is a predicted model, not a curated record.